This is a messenger RNA of Arvicanthis niloticus (Nile rat), 642 nucleotides long. RefSeq names its product C-type lectin domain family 6 member A-like. The record is from RefSeq and is a predicted model, not a curated record. NCBI's taxonomy places the organism in Eukaryota, Metazoa, Chordata, Mammalia, Rodentia, Muridae.
AUGGUUCGGGAAAGAAAGCUACAAGGGGAAGGAGUCUGCUGGUCACUGAGACUCUGGUCAGCUGCUGUGAUUUCCAUCUUACUCCUCAGUACCUGUCUCAUUGCUAGCUGUGUGGUGACUUACCAGUUUACAAUGGACAAGCCCAAUAGGAGACUGUCUGAACUUCACACAAACUAUUCCAGUUUCACCUGCUUCAGUGAAGGGACUGUGGUGUCAGACAAAGUCUGGAGGUGUUGCCCAGAGGAUUGGAAGCCGUUUGGUUCCCACUGCUACUUGGUCUCCACACUUAAUUCAACUGACUCAGCAGCAUCUUGGAUGGAGAGUAAAAAGAAGUGCUCCCGCAUGGGUGCUCAUCUGCUGGUAAUCCAUAACAAGGAAGAACAGGAUUUCAUCACUGGGAUCCUGAACUCUGGUCAUGCUUAUUUUAUAGGGUUGUGGGAUUCAGGUCAUCGGCAAUGGCAAUGGGUUGAUCAGACACUGUACAAUGAGAGUGCCAGGUUCUGGCACAAUGGUGAGCCCAGCAGUGACAAUGAAAAAUGUGUUAUAUUGAAUCAUCGUCUGAAUACUGGAUGGGGCUGGAAUGAUAUCCCUUGCAAUGAUAAACAGAAGUCAGUUUGUCAGAUGAAGAAAAUAUACUUAUGA